Perkinsus marinus ATCC 50983 is the source of this 840-nucleotide messenger RNA. RefSeq names its product merozoite surface protein, putative. Bases 1 to 840 code for a protein of 279 amino acids. The record is from RefSeq and is a predicted model, not a curated record. NCBI's taxonomy places the organism in Eukaryota, Perkinsozoa, Perkinsida, Perkinsidae. The transcript is spliced from 9 exons.
AUGCGUAAUUCUGUUCCGUCGAGUCAUUCCACUCCCUCCAGAAGAGACCGUGCUAAACAAAAUCGGGAUAAAUGGGAGGUCUCUGGUGCCAAGGCUGUGCAGAUGGCUGAACGAUCCGCGGCUGAAUCUAAACGCCUCUCGGAAAGGUUAGAGAAAGCUUUAAGUGGGGAGAGGCAGAAAUUUCACGAGGUCAAUCAGGAGUUAGAGAAAAUUAAAAAAGAAAUGGCUCAAAUUGAACAGAGACUCCACGAUGAGAAGGUAGCUAGAGUCCACUCUGAACAAGAGCUCGAGACUCUCAAAAUCGAAAUGCAGCGCAAGGACGAUCGGCUCAUGCAGACCCAAGCUCAGCUCCAUUGCCUCGAAGAGGAAUACAAAGAUCUGCAGCAGCAGACUAAAGAAAGUCGCAUUGCUCUGGAGGAGUGCAGUAAACAGUUGGUCGAUGAGAAGACAAAUAAGGCAACUGCUUGUCGAGAGGUUGAGAGGCUUGCUGGCAAGGUGAACUAUCUUGAAGACAAAAUACAGAAAGACGAAGAUGAUUAUCAUCGACAGCAUGCUAUAGCAGUGGACACACUUCAGAAAGAACUUGAUGGGAUAAAAGUCGGAGCUAAGAGAGAGUUGGAGAAACUUAAGGAUGAACUGAGGAAGACAAAAGCCGAUGCAUACAGCAAGAUCAGUUCCCUGGAAGAGCAAAAAUCAGCUCUCCAAGCCCAGCUGGUGGAGCAAUGUUCCGCUGGUGGUGAAUCGGAUCAUUCUAGCAUGUCCAAAGACGCGCCAUCUGUUGCCAGCACACGUAAAGUAUCAAGCCCUAUCAGUGAGACGAAAUGCUUGAAGACGGUGUAA